Molecule: messenger RNA, 1552 nt
Organism: Gloeophyllum trabeum ATCC 11539
Lineage: Eukaryota; Fungi; Basidiomycota; Agaricomycetes; Gloeophyllales; Gloeophyllaceae
Exons: 7
Coding region: 1-1401 (466 amino acids)
Biological process (GO): DNA double-strand break processing involved in repair via single-strand annealing; double-strand break repair via homologous recombination
Cellular component (GO): site of double-strand break
Molecular function (GO): Y-form DNA binding; double-strand/single-strand DNA junction binding; double-stranded DNA binding
Source: RefSeq, a predicted model, not a curated record
AUGGACCGAUACAAGCAAUUGCAGACCGACCUGAAAUUGUACAAAGAGAAGACUGAUCGUCUGUCCUGGGCCAACGAUCAAUUGCGGAAAGACCUCUUCGGCGCGCAUCAACGGAUAAACGGACUAGCAAUUGCAUUCGGUUUCAAUAACUAUGCCGAAGUUCAAGCUCUUAUUGCUGCAGGAGAGCUAGAUACCCGCGCGUGUCGAUGCCCCAUUUGUCCUGGGGCUCAUAAGUCGUCUGAGAAAGAGACGGAAUCCGAGCCAGAGGCCUCGUCGUCAUCCCAGAUCUCCGCGCUUCAGAAUCAGCUGAAGCAGCUGCAAGAUAAAUACGAUGCUCUCCUGAGCGUGAAGGAACGCGCUGCCGCGAGGUACAAGUCCGACUAUCAGAAGUGGAAGAACUUCAAGCAGUGGCUGUUCGAAGAUGAUAAGCGGGCCAGGCAUUUUGUGAGGAAGGAGCGCGGGAGGCGCAAGGAGCAGGUGAAGAAUGGGGUGAAGUCUCCGAAGAAAGGCGCAGACGUCCCAGAAGAUACGCCGGAUAAGACUUUGGUCAACCCUCCCAAGCCAGAGGAGGAUGUUACGGAGCUCCUCGAUGACUUGAGCGAUGCUUCGUCCGCUACGGAAGAUGACUCCCAAGCUCCAGAACCCACCUCUUCCUUUGACAUGAACGCAUACCUCCGCUCUGAUGUAGCCAAGAGCAAUAGGAAGAAGCGGCGCAUCUCCGAAAUAGAGGCUGUGGACUGCUCGACGCCUAUCAAGGAUGCCAAGGCCAUUCGUCGCAGGACCCCCAGCCCCAGGAAAGCAUCGACGCAUGAGCAGCCGGUAUACAGUACUCCAACGAAACGUCGACCGCUGGCGGACACGACCCGCGAGCAGGAGAACACACCCACAAAACCUAAGAAGACUUCGUCAUCCGUCGGAUUUGCGGGGUCUGGCUCAACGGUGAAAGGCAAGGAGCAGCCGUCUACCCCAGCCGACGCCGACACGACCAUCAACGCCCUCUUCGAGAUCAACACCGAGCAAAACGGAGGCGUCAACUAUCAAUUCUCCGCCGUCGUUCGUAACAAAGAAGAACGAAGACACCUGAAGGGCGGGGACUGCGAGUGCUGUCGUGACUACUACGAAGGCGUUGGGCCCCUCCCCACGCGCCCUGCCCCUCCUCUGUGGAACGACCAGCCCCUCCCCGCGACGCCCAGCACCAGUCGGCACCGCAACGAGAUCUCAAAGCACCGGCACCACUGGGCGGCGCCGCGCACGCCGCCUGGGUACUGGGACAUCGGCUUCCCGGACACGCAAGAGGCUGCGGACAUCAAUGAGCGGGCGCGGGAUUUGCAGAGGGAGAAAAUGAAAGAGGUGGAGAAGGAAGCUGGACGAGAGGGAGGGAUGUAUAAACGGAGACGCUAAUAUGGCUGCAGCGUAUGGGGUAUAGUGAUGUUUAUUGACCAUGCCGUAUAUUGUAUCUUACGAUCCGCUGUCUGCGUUAAUACGGUGUGCUGAGUAUAUAAUCUGGGACAGUAUGAUAGUGCAUUGCGCCUUUCCACAGUAUCGCGUCGGG